Messenger RNA from Cryptomeria japonica (Japanese cedar), 1017 nucleotides. RefSeq lists its product as uncharacterized. Gene Ontology annotation, molecular function: nucleic acid binding. The record is from RefSeq and is a predicted model, not a curated record. Lineage: Eukaryota; Viridiplantae; Streptophyta; Pinopsida; Cupressales; Cupressaceae. Gene Ontology annotation, biological process: DNA integration. The transcript has a single exon. The coding region runs from base 1 to 1017 and encodes 338 amino acids.
AUGGGCAAACCAACUUGGUCUGAUGAGAUGCCUUUGCAUCCACAAGUGAUUGUUACACCAUUUGACAAAUGGGGGUUAGAUUUUGUUAGGCCAAUUGAUCCAUCCUCAAAUGGUAGGUCAUAUAUUCUUGUGUGUACUGACUAUGUUACAAAAUGGGUUGAGAUCAAAGCAUUUAAACAUGUCAGGGAUAACAAGGUAGCAAAAUUUUUGUAUGAGGAGAUCUUUACACGAUAUGGAGCUCCCAUAGAGAUUGUGACUGAUCAAGGGGCACAAUUUACUUCCACUUUGAUCACUGCCCUAGUCAAUAAAUAUAAUAUAAGGCAUAGAAAAUCAACUCCCUACCAUCCUCAAGCAAAUGGGCAAGCUGAAAUCACCAAUAGGGAUCUUGAAUCCAUAUUAACCAAGAUAGUAUCCCUUCAUCGUAAGGAUUGGUCUAGUAGGUUGUUUGAAGUAGUAUGGGCCUAUCAAACCACAUGGAAAACUACUAUAGGGUUUACACCCUUUGAGGUGGUGUAUGGGACAAAGGCUAUGAUGCACGUGGAAUUUGAGCAUAAGACACUUAGAAUAGCCAUAGCUUUGGAUAUGAUUCUCUCUGCAGCACAACAUGAUAGGAUCCUGCAACUUAAUGCCUUGGAUGAAAUUAGGAAGUCAGUUCUGCAACACACAGAAACAAUUCAGAAUCAACACAUGAAAUGGCAUGAUAGAUAUAUAAAAUACAAAGAAUUCAAGCCAGGUGAUUGGGCCCUUCUUUAUGAUUCCGAGAAUAAGGACAAUUUGGGAAAAUUGCAAACACGCUGGUUAGAGCCUUAUGAGGUGAUUGAAACAUUUUCCAAUGGUGUAGUACGCUUGUCCAUAAUUGAUCCUGUAAAAUUCAAAUUGUUGGUGAAUGAUCAUUGCAUGCGCCUCUAUCAUAAGCCUCUUUCCAAAGAAAAAUUCCUACAACAGUUCACUACUCCAGCAAAUGCCAAGAUUCCUGCACCAACAGGCGGCAGGCUUGCCGUCUCGCCUUCUUCCUAA